GACUUUUCGAGGGAAAACCUCAUGAGAAUUUGAUUUGAACUGAUUUCUUCAUAGUAGAAAGAGUUACCCCUCACAAGGCAAAGGUGCUGUCGAUAAGACAAGCCGCUAGUCCCAAUCAAGACGAAGUCCCGCCGUCAAGUUUGACCGCAUACAAGAAUUAUUGAACCCCUCCUUUUAUGCUUCACGACGAGACUGAGAGAAGGAAAGAUGCGUCUGGUCAAGAAUCGGAUCGAGCCGACCGGCUCGGGAACCGUCACGUUAUGUCCCGAAGAGCCAGAAGACAUGUGGCAUGCAUACAACUUAAUCCGGCCGGGAGAUCUUUUAAAGGCGAGUGCAGUCAGGCGUGUGACGACAACCCAGGACACAGGGUCAACAAGCUCGUUGCGGGUUCAUCUGAUGCUGGAGAUCCGGGUCAAGAACCUUGACUUUGACGCGCAGAGCUCGCAGCUGCAUGUAGCGGGACAGAUUAUGAACGAGACACAACACACCAAGAUCGGGCAGUUUCACACACUCGAUCUCGAACUUAACCGGAAUUUCACGCUCGAGAAGGAAGUCGGUGCGAAUGGAGAGGGUGUCGGCUGGGACAGCAUCGCGGUCGAGAUGCUCAAGGAUGCCGUCGAUGAAGGCGGGAAGAGGCGUGCAGAGGCAGUUGCGGUGGUGAUGCAGGAAGGAUUAGCCCAUAUCUGCUUCAUCGGACAAUUCCAGACCAUCUUGAAGCAAAAAGUAGAGAUGUCGGUCCCUCGGAAGCGAUCCGGAGGGAGUGAUCAUGAUAAGGGGAUGACCAAAUUUUACCAAGUAACGCUCGAUACGCUGCUACGCCAACUCGAGUUCAACACGAGUACCACCUCGCUCACGGGCAACGACCCCGUCAAGCCAAUCCUUCUGGCCUCGCCCGGCUUCGUGGCCACGGGCUUCCAGAAACACAUCCAGGGCGUGGCGUCAACGACAAUGCCGGCGCUCAAGCGGCUUCUCCCCAGCAUCGUGGUCGUCCACUCUGCAUCGGGCUACCUCCACUCCCUCUCGGAAGUGCUGCAGUCCCCCUCCGUGAAGACCAUCCUAGCCGACACCAAGUACGCGCGCGAAACGCGGCUCAUGGACGACUUUCUCGAGCAGCUUCGCAAGGAGACCAACCGGGCGACGUACGGCAUGCGCGAAGUGGAGUCGGCCGUCGACCAGGGCGCUGUCGGCCGCGGCGGCGGCAUCCUCAUCAUCUCCAACAGGCUGUUCCGCUCCCAGGAAGUUGCCCAGCGUAAACGUUGGGUCUCCCUCGUCGACCGCGUGCGCGACAUCGAGGGCGGAGAGGUCCGCAUCCUCAGCUCAGACCACGAGAGCGGCAAGCGCCUCGACGGCCUCGGCGGUAUCGCCGCCCUCACCACUUUCCCCUUACCAGACGAUGAGGACUUUGAUUCCGACGAAGAUAACACCGACAGCCCGCCCGUUGUCACUGCAGGGAUGGUCGUUUCCAAUGGCCAAUCCUCGGCUGUUUACUAGUCUUUUUCUUUUGUUGGCUUUAGCCUUGUUUUUCUUGGAGCAAACUUUGUGAUAGGCACCCUGAUGAUAUACGGAGUAAUAGAUUGGGAAAAAAUAAUUAAAAGCAAGAUAUAUUGAAUUAAACUAGUCCAAGUCCC
Molecule: messenger RNA, 1628 nt
Organism: Penicilliopsis zonata CBS 506.65
Lineage: Eukaryota; Fungi; Ascomycota; Eurotiomycetes; Eurotiales; Aspergillaceae
Exons: 3
Coding region: 208-1491 (427 amino acids)
Biological process (GO): RNA surveillance; ribosome disassembly; nuclear-transcribed mRNA catabolic process, no-go decay
Cellular component (GO): cytoplasm
Source: RefSeq, a predicted model, not a curated record